Thyridium curvatum is the source of this 3603-nucleotide messenger RNA. RefSeq lists its product as uncharacterized. The coding region runs from base 1 to 3603 and encodes 1200 amino acids. Lineage: Eukaryota; Fungi; Ascomycota; Sordariomycetes; Thyridiales; Thyridiaceae. The record is from RefSeq and is a predicted model, not a curated record. The transcript has 2 exons.
AUGAGCAGCGCUCGCGACCCCACGUCGAGACUACGAGCCGGGCUCAAUCCGCUACUGACCACCUCCCUGGGCGUGGGCGGGUAUCACAACCAAGCUGGAACGCCUGUGUCGGCAGUCUCUUAUACAUCCAAUACGCCCUUCUCUGCUCAGACCCCGGUGAGUGCCAUUCAACCGUACAAUCCGCAAGAAUGGAUGGGGUCACCGCUUGUCGCCGCGGAUCAGAGACAGCAUGCCCUGAUGGAUGCGCAGCAAUCACCUCCUCCUCCACCACCAUACUCGCCUCCUCGCAGUCAACGACCGGUCAGUGUCGCCUAUGAGUCGCCGGCCGCAAACACAUCUGCGUGCAGAGCGCCACUGCCUGGCUCGCUCCGACCAUCGCCAGAGUCAAAUGCGAACCCGGCAUUUGCUCCGCCUCCGGGGUCGAGCGGUAGAGGGGCCUCUCGUGAUCGCCGGUUUGGCCUUCCAUCGUUCGGUCGAAGGCGUGAAGAGCAAGCAAUCACGCCGCCGGAUAUCCAACCGCCCCGCCAAAUGCCAACAUCGAUAACUUCAUCUCGCCAACAACCCGUCCCGUUGACACUUCAAAUACCCCAGACGAGACCAGCUGAGGCUCCUCAGAAUGCACCUCCCGGUUCGCGUCGUGCCGUCUCUACCCCAGCAACCAUCACCCCGACAUCAGCGAGGUCAAGAUCCGCAUCGCAGCUAAGAUGGGAACCCGGCAUGCCGCUACCACCCCCGCCUCCCGGUCCUCCACCUGCUUCGUCUCGAUCUCAGAGUGCGUCGCGACCGAGCAGCGGGAGUGAGCCCAUAGUCUCGCCGCCUACGAGACGACCGCCGCCGUCGGGUGUAGCGGAGCUGGGGCCUGUGCCACCCACACCGGCAGAUUGGGUCGACGACAGCGAUGCGCGCAGUCGCUCGCCGGCUCAGACCUCGACUGAGGAGUCCAUCUCCAGCGUUGGCAGUCCGAGUUCGAGCCAAGACCACAGCGCUUCAGGGUCCAGUCCAGCUGGCGGUCUGGCAAGGACAGGGGCGGUGAGGGGCGAAAAGACGCUGCUAGCAAGGCGGAAUGAGAGUCGCACACGGCACGGUGUUCGAGGUUCAAUAGAUGGGUCACUAGAAGGUCACCGGCUGUCCGAGAUUGUCAUCCCGCCGUCAGGUGGACUGACGAGGAAGCUGACCAUCAACAAAUCCACCCCUAGGAGCGGACGCGGCAACCAAGAGACACCACAGUCUGGGGACUCCGCUUCGCUGGAGUACUAUCCAGACUCGAGAAACAUCACGCCUCGUGCAACGGGAUCGUCUCAAGCAGAAACACACCCCGGAACACCUACGCCUCCAUUCUCUCCGCAUCCACAGAAGCCAUACGCUGCCAACGCGGGUCCAUCAGGACAAAUCGCCCCGAAGGCCUUGCCAACUCCCCCACCACAUACAAGAUCUGCAUCAUCGUCACAAACCAGGCUCACCCUCGAGCCUAUCGCCCCAGGCCCCCAGUCACCUCGACUAGUCACCAAGGAGUCGGUAGUCAAACAGUCUCCCGAGCAAUUUUGCCGUGGUACCAUUGAGCGUUACAAGGCAUUCGCACACAAGGAGACAGCCGCUGCCGAUGACGCCGAGAGAGUGCGGCUCUUUGCAGAUUUCAUCGUCAAUGAAUCAAGGAUCCGGCGCGAGAGAUACUCGACAGCUAUUGGUGCGAUGGGCUCCGAGAUCUUUGACUUGACCAGGGACCUGUUCAGACCGAUGGCUGCCAGGAGAGAGUCUGUGAACUCCCAGAUCAGCGCGCCGGAGUUCACGCCUCAGUCGUCAGAACCGAGCCGGUCACACAGAGGCUCGUUCGGCUCCGUGUCGCGGGAGGCAGGCCCGUCUAGCGGACCAAGCUCGGCGCCAGCGUCUGCGAACCUCCCGCCGCUGUCGCCUGUGACUGGGCCUCAGAACCAGGGCAACUACCAGUCGAAUUACAUGCCCUCUCUCUCGCCGAUUCUAAGCAUGAGCGUCAGCGACAAUGUUGAUGAGGACGACUCUCGAGGGAGGCCGUCGAGCAGAUGGUGGGAAACGGACUCGAAUGGCGUGCCAGGCGGCAGACUGGAGCGUUCAAAGCGCGAGUCGAAAUACAUGGGAGUGCCCAAAGAAGCACGCGAAGCACUGCAGUGGAUGGACCGGCCAAGCUCGUUUGCAAGCAGCAGCAAGAGGGAUUCCACAGGCGAGUAUCCGCCCGAGAAGACAGGGUGGCACGAUCAACUCCAGGAGAAUAUCAGCACUCCCAAGUCUCACCUGCGCAACUCUCUCGUCUCGUCUAUCUCGUCGCCCAACACGCCAAACGCCAGCCACAUGGAUGUCUCGCGGCUUGUCACACUCCCGCCUCCUUAUCCGCGCCAUCACCCAGCUGUAAACAACAACCAUCCGGAGCUGACUUCGAUCCGGACUGCCGUGCGUGCGAUAUCGGACUUUUCCGAGAUCGAGGCGACCAACGAGCGGUUCAAGCAAAAGAGCAAAGCCAUGCGCGAGGAAGCUGCAGAGGCCGCCAAGAAGCGCAAGCAGGAGCUCAGGAUGAACCUCCAGCGCGAAAUCUCGUGCGGGAACAUGAGCUACAGCGAAGCGGCCGCCAUCGAGUCUGACUCGAACGACGCUGAAAAGGGCCAGCUGAAGGAGCUGGAAAGAAAGGACUUUGACCACUUCCAGAAUGCGGUCGUCAUGCCUCUGAACGAGCUUCUCACGGCCCGCAUAGCCAAGGCGACAGAGCUCUUUGACGAGCUCCGGGGCCGACUGUUCGUCGAGACCCGCCAGGCCAACCCCAACAUGCCCCAGGAGGAAGGCGACGAACAGCCAGAACUCCUCGAGAAGUUGACGCUGCUGAAGUGGAUCUUUGAAGCGCGCGAGACACUGCACCGCGCCAUCUAUGAUCUUCUGUCUGACCGCAACGACCGGUACAAGGAGAUGAUCAUCACGCCAUACCGGCUCGCGGGCAACGAGGAGAAGAUGGCGUCGGCCGAGGCCUUCUUCGCCGAGGACGCGGCCAAGCGGGCGCUGGCCUUCUCGGAGGAGGUGUUCCGGCGCACGCAGGAGUUCCGGGACGUGGUGGAGGAGAGCGCGAUGCGCGGGGUCGAGGUGCAGCUCAGCGCCUUCUGGGACCUGGCGCCGCCGCUGAAGCGGGUGCUGGACAAGAUCCCGCAGGACCUGCAGGGGUUCCACAUCCAGAUCCCGGCCGACGAGUACGACGAGACGCCGAGCUACCGGCAGCACCCGAUGCAGUACCUCUUCUCGCUGCUGCUGCACGCCGAGAAGAGCUCGUACCAGUUCAUCGAGAGCCAGACGAACCUGCUGUGCCUGCUGCACCAGGUCAAGGAGGCGCUGGCGACGGCCAAGGCCAUGGUCAUGGAGAAGGAAGGGCGGGACCGGAGCCGGGUGGAGGAGACGAGGCGGGAGGAGGAGCGGCGGCUGACGGACGACCUCAAGGAGAAGGUGCGGGUCGUGCAGGAGCAGUGGAGCGACGCGCUGGGGGGCACGAUCGGCGGGGUCAAGGAGAGGCUCGGGGAGUGGCUGCUCGAGACGGGCGGGUGGGACGAGAGUCUUGAGGACGAGGGCGUUGGGGCUUCGGGGGUGAGGUUUUGA